CUGUCGCAGCUGGGGCGCAGGACGUAUCCCCGUCCACACGAGUACCUGUCCCCGUCGGAUCUUCCCAAGAGCUGGGACUGGCGCAGCAUGGAUGGUGUCAAUUAUGCCAGCGUCACCAGGAACCAGCACAUCCCCCAGUACUGUGGCUCCUGCUGGGCCCACGGCAGCACUAGUGCCAUGGCAGAUCGCAUCAACAUCAAAAGGAAGGGUGCGUGGCCUUCUACCCUGCUGUCAGUGCAACACGUCAUUGACUGCGGCAACGCAGGCUCCUGUGAGGGGGGCAGUGACCUGCUGGUGUGGAAGUACGCCCAAGAGCACGGCAUCCCUGAUGAGACCUGCAACAACUACCAGGCCAAGGACCAAGAGUGUGACAAGUUCAACCAGUGUGGGACCUGCACAGAAUUCAAGGAGUGCCACACUAUCCAGAACUACACACUCUGGAGAGUCGGCGACUAUGGCUCUCUCUCGGGGAGGGAGAAGAUGAUGGCAGAGAUCUACAAAAACGGUCCCAUCAGCUGUGGUAUAAUGGCAACAGAAAAGAUGGCUAACUACACCGGAGGCAUCUACGCCGAAUACCAUGAGGAUGCCUUCAUCAACCACGUCAUCUCUGUGGUUGGAUGGGGUGUCAGCAGCGACGGGACAGAGUACUGGAUUGUCCGGAAUUCGUGGGGUGAACCCUGGGGUGAGAGAGGCUGGAUGCGGAUAGUGACCAGCACCUACAAGGACGGGAAGGGCGCCAGCUACAACCUGGCCAUUGAGGAAUCCUGUGCAUUUGGGGACCCCAUCAUUUAGGGUGCAUGUCUCUCGAGGCAGUUUUCUAGAUAGGCCAUCACGAAGCCGAUGGCAUGUUCACGAGCCUGAUGAGCAGGACUGGAGCACACUGGACACCUGGACGCCACUUUCUGGAUGAAUGGGCAUCCUGAAAACGUGACAACAGGCGUCUUAGAACGCCGCACAGCUCCGCCUCCGGACAACCGUGUCAGCCCCCAGUGAAGAAUGACCCUUGAGACACGAAGCAUGUGGCCUCAAUUUCCUUUUUUUUUUUUUGGUAUUUCUUAUUAGCAACCAUGGUCUAUAAAAUGGCAUUUAAGAGGUAAAAUGGUUCAGACUUAUCACUGGUUCUUCUGUAACCUUAGAAUCAGUGUGGAGGAAGGGAGGGAGCAAUGUCAGAUUACCCAAGUGAUAAAUAAAACACCUGGCGUCACCCAAGGA
Messenger RNA from Fukomys damarensis (Damara mole-rat), 1212 nucleotides. RefSeq names its product cathepsin Z (gene Ctsz). The transcript has 6 exons. Lineage: Eukaryota; Metazoa; Chordata; Mammalia; Rodentia; Bathyergidae. The annotation marks the transcript as partial. The record is from RefSeq and is a predicted model, not a curated record. Gene Ontology annotation, molecular function: cysteine-type endopeptidase activity. Gene Ontology annotation, cellular component: lysosome.